UCGAGCUGUCUGGUGCGGACGUGUUUGACAGUUAUUUAAAAAUGGGGUUUCGAAGUGAAACGAAGUGAUCGUUAAAUUCAGAUUUUCUGCCUAAAGGUCAUAGAUUCAGAAAUUAUUAUGAAGUUCGUAAUUUUUUCCGAAACAUUUAAACAUUAAUGUGUUUAUAAAAUAACAAAGCGACUAAACGAACAGCAGGACGUGUUAUACAUAAAGUCGCUUUACUAUAGAAUCGUAUGCAUUUUCGGCGCAGAGCAAAGAUCCUUCAGUUCGAAGCGGUUUGACGGCGGAGUGGAGCAUCUUGUCAUUAAACUAUCUUUGAAGCUAGCAGAGGGGCUACGGCUAACCGCAGGCAGCGGACCCGGGCAGCUGCGCUCCUGAUCCGGGAUGAUGCCAGGCGACAGCACCAUGACUUCCAUCGUCCAGAGAAUAGCCCGACAGGCUCUGGUCACCUUCAGGAACCCACCAGGACUCGGGGAGGAGAGCGGACAGUCCUUCGUAGAGAACCACGGUAAGCUGAAGAGCCUGAUGACGGAAGUCAGAUCGGCUGACCUGAAGCUCGUCCCGCGGAGAGCCGAGGACAGCGCGCCGCGGCCGAUCCCGUACCACCACGGAGUGCCGCCGGUCACCUACAUGCAUAUCUGCGAGACGGACCAGUUCAGCAUGGGGGUGUUCCUGCUGAAGAGCGGCGCCUCCAUCCCGCUGCACGACCACCCGGGCAUGCACGGCGUGCUCAAAGUCCUCUACGGGAAGGUCAGGAUCAGCUGCUUCGACCGGCUGGAGCGGCACGGCGGCGGGACGCUGGCGGCACCGCCGCUGCCCCCGGCGCAGAUGGGCGCUCUGCGGCGCUCCGUGCUGCGGUCCUCCGCCGAAUACACGGAGGAGAGUGGGCCCUGCGUCCUCUCUCCGGACCGGGACAACCUUCACCAGAUCGACGCCGUGGACGGGCCGACGGCGUUCAUGGAUAUUCUGGCCCCGCCGUAUGACCCGGACGACGGCAGGGACUGCCACUACUACCAGGUUCUGACCAAUUCGGAACCGAACUCCGCGGACGGGAAAGAGAAGGAGGUCUGGCUCAUGGAGAUCUCCCAGCCGCCUCACUUCUGGUGCGGAGGGGAGCCGUACCCCGGCCCGGAGGUGCACCUGUGAUCCGCCCGGACCGGACCGGGUUAAAUGGACCUGGGCCCGGUCCCGAACCUGGCCAGACUUAUUCUGGUAUCACUUUAGAAUAAAACUUUCCUUAUAGAUGGCUAAUAAAUAGUUUAGAGAUAUUAGAGAUACAAAACUUUCAUUCCGGUUUUUAGGAUUCGAUUCUAAACGACUUUCGAUUAAAGCGGUCUAGAGGUUCUGUUUAAAUUGUGUGCCUGACAAGUCUGAUAAAAACAUUUAUUUAAACAAAUUUCUAAGAUCCCAUACUAAACCAAAUUCCAUCAGUUUAUAUUUAAACAUAAAUAUAUUUAUGUUCUUAAAUCACCAGCAUUACGUUUUUCCUUAAGUCAAAACAAAAAUGUCAUUUUAAUAAUAUAAUUUUACUAUAAAUGAAGCAGACUGAAUAUGAUUUUUAAGCAUUUUGAAUCGAUUCAUUAUUGCCAUUCUCUAUACAAUCAUUUGUUUCUGCACCUAGUUUACAUUUUACCCUUCAUCUAUUAACACUUAAUGAAUCAUUAGUAACUGUUUAUUGUUUUAUUUAGACUAUAUGCUAAAUAAAACAUUUACAAAUGCUUUAUUUAUAAAUAUGAAUCUAUGAAAUAUUUAUUAGCCGUCUGUAAAGAGGAGCCUCAUUGUAAAGUGGUUCCAUUGUUCUGACCCAAAUGAAACGUCUUUCUGACUCAGAAUGUGAGUUUUCCUGCAGUCAUUAAUCUGUUAUCUGGACUUCAUGACACACUUUAUGUUUUUAGUAAUAAUUAACAACACACCCAGAAGAGACGUUUGCUGCUCUGUAACUGAACGUUUUCAGACCAGGAGAGAUGAAUUAAAAUCACUUCUCUUUCCUGAUCGCAGCAGUUUGCGCUCUUCGUUUCUUUUCGGCCUCCUCUGCUGUUUAUUCCAGUGUUUGCAUGAAGGACGCAGCUUUGAACCAAGAAAUCUCCAGGCUGCAGCCGCCGACUCGUCUUCCUGCUCUCAGCCACAGAGAGAAAGUCCAGAUUUCUCCUCUCAUCUGGACUGUGUGCUUUUUAUCUCUGAGGUCCUCAGGGAACCUGGAUGUGAUGGUUGCUGCAUUAAAAUCAAAACUUUGAGAUUUUGCUGUGGUUCUGGGGUCGUUUUGUGGAUCUGUGCAGGUUAAAACUGUCUGCAUGAUUCCAAAAUAAAGAUAAUCAACAUGG
Molecule: messenger RNA, 2321 nt
Organism: Gambusia affinis (western mosquitofish)
Lineage: Eukaryota; Metazoa; Chordata; Actinopteri; Cyprinodontiformes; Poeciliidae
Gene: adob
Product: 2-aminoethanethiol (cysteamine) dioxygenase b
Exons: 2
Coding region: 385-1146 (253 amino acids)
Cellular component (GO): mitochondrion
Molecular function (GO): oxidoreductase activity, acting on single donors with incorporation of molecular oxygen, incorporation of two atoms of oxygen
Source: RefSeq, a predicted model, not a curated record